AUGCCUCAGAUCGUCCUGCCCGUCGUCAUCGGCGCCAUCGGCAUCGCCAUCAAGGCCUCGGGCCCGUCAUCCAUUGCUACGUCAUCCGGCGGAGCUGCCAGCUGGGGCGCUUCUCGGACGAGCCCUUCGAGGUCAGCGACCUGGCGGGCUCCGUCAUCCCGGCCAUCAACGAGACCGUCAUGCUGCGGGCCCAAUGUUGUUCACUUUGAAACCUUGGAAAUGUUUGCGCGCUUCGACAACGUCCCGCCCACCUGCAUGGUCCUCUCCACUGUCCUGACCGGCGGCUGCGGCGUGGCUCCCCCUUACCCGACCGUGUACGGCUCAGCCUGCCUGCAGUACGCUGGUCUGAGCGAGGGUCAGCUUAACCAGCUGGGCGACGCCCUGCGACCCCAUGUCCACCCGGUCUAA
Molecule: messenger RNA, 408 nt
Organism: Gaeumannomyces tritici R3-111a-1
Lineage: Eukaryota; Fungi; Ascomycota; Sordariomycetes; Magnaporthales; Magnaporthaceae
Exons: 2
Coding region: 1-408 (135 amino acids)
Source: RefSeq, a predicted model, not a curated record